AUGCAAGCGUUACCACCUGGACAUCGAUGUAAACCGAGAAUCGGUAGAGUCGAAGUUGCUUGUCAAACCGAUGCUCUUGUAGCGGGGACUAAUAAUAAUAACAGUUCUACGCCAACCGUUUCACAGACGAAAUGCAACAACUUGGGGAUAUCGGGAACAGGAAAAACCAAUGAGCAAGCGGUCGAACAGCCAAAUGUUAAUAAGAAAAAUGGACAAGUUGCGCAUAAGGAACAUAAUAUUGCAGCCAUCAGUACAGCAAGUGUCGCGAAUUGUGAUGAAACUGGUGAAGGCACGUUGAUUUUAUGUAUUACCGGAUUUUCUAAAAUGAGUGACACUAUAUGUUCCCCCAAUCAACGAAUAAGAGGAGUACCAUGGAGGAUAAUGGUGAUGCCAAAACAACAUAUGGUGCAAAAGAAGUCACAAAAGUGUAUGGGGUUUUUCCUACAGUGCUGCCCAGAUAGGACAUAUUCAGAUGCAUGGUCAUGUAAAGCAGAUGCUGAAAUGCGAUUAUUAGCUGUUAAAUCUGGUGCUACUAAUUUUGUUAGGAAAACGAGCCACGUGUAUACAGCUAAAGAAAAUGAUUGGGGUUAUUCCUGCUUCAUGACAUGGGCGGAUGUUCUUGAUGAAAGUCAAGGGUAUAUACAAAAUGAUCAUGUCACAUUAGAAAUCACAGUAAAGGCUGAGUGGCCGAAAAAUAUGAUGACCAGAGCAGAUUUUUGUAAAAGUAUUGAUCAAUGGUAUAAUCUAGCUGAAAUGCAAAUGAGUAGGGGAUUAGUGGAUUUGUCUAUUGAAGCUAAUGCUCAAGCCUUGAAAUUUUGUAAGGAUAAGGAUAUUGAGAUGAAAGAGAAGUUAGAGAAGCAAAAAGAGCGGUUAGUAAAAAAGAAAGUGUUAGAUAGUAUCAAUAGGAUAGAGAAUAAAUCUGAAGCUCCUAAACCUGUUGAGCCUUUAAAACCCACCUCCCUUCGGCAAGCAUUAACCGGUGCUCAAAAAACUAUCGCUGCCAAAGGAGGAUCUAAAUCUUCUGGAAAAAAAGAUAAAAGGACCAUGCAGCAAUUGAAGAAGAAAAAAGCUGAGAUGAUCAAGGAUAAAGAGAUGAAAAAACGCAACGAAUCGACAGAAUGGCACGGAGAUGUAACUUCGGUUAACUCAGCUAGUUCUGAAGAUAAUGGUAAAUCACCGAUUUCCUCAUCACCGCCUGUCUCUCCAAAGGACAAAGCCGCUAAAGCAGAAGAGUUACCGACGAAGUUCGGAAGGAAAAGACCAUCUGAUGAUUGUUCGUCUACUACUGGCUGCGUGGGAGAGGACUGUAGCAGUGAUCUAUCAGAUGAUUAUCAGGAGGAUGAUAGUAUUCAAGGCAUGUGUGAACAAUGUGCUAGUGGACAGUGCGAUUCUGUCUCUUCAUCGGAAGAGCCAGCUGUGUCAGUUUCCAUGACCGAACAUGGGUGUCAAACUGAAGACAACAUAGAUGUUGAUGGUAAUCCUAUAAUUUUUUCACCUUUACCAAUUCCAAGACGGGAAAGGAGACACGCCGGGAGCGGAACACCGCAGUUUAUCGAGAAGAAAAUUUACGCAACGCCAGAUGAUAGAAGUGAAAGCUUCGAACGACAACGAUUAACACGAUUUUAUACUGAUGUAUUUGCAGUUGAUAAUCUAGACUUGGUCAAAGAUCUUGAGCUUGCUCUUUCAGAGGUUGACACUGCUUCAACCCCGGCCAUAGCCUCCUUGUCCACAAGCAUUUAUAACAGAUUGGAUAAUCUUUCAGAUGAUCAUGGAAGUUGCUGCUUAGCUGCUGGAUUAUGUACUGUACACUCAAGAAGGAUAUUGCAAGCUUCUAUCGAGUUUUGCAAAACCGUCGCGUUUCUUUAUACAGAUGAUGUGGUUGAACAACUGAUUGCAAUGUUCGAUCGACCCACAGAACGUGUUUCGCCCAAACAAAUCAGUAGUCCACCACCACCCGUUAACAUUCAUGGUCGCAAGUUCGCCACGGCGGUUCGUAGAAAUCCAGGUUCAGGAACAUCUGAUGUAACCAGAGGCACAGACACAGGGAGUGAAGUUGAUGCAUCUAAAAAGGAGGUUGAUGAAGCUAAGCUUUCUUCCGCAGCUGCAGAAAUAGCCAGUCUAUUCAGGAAGCAUCGCAGAGAAGUAGUUUUCGACUUGGAUGAGGAAGAAUGCGAACGAAGCAUUAGAACAUUACUAUCCGAUGUUGGCGGAUACAAUGUAGACGAUCUGAUACUUGAGAAAAUUCAUCACAUGAAAUUCGCAGAAAGUGAGUCUGCUUUGUUGCCGCUUCUUCAUCAACUCUUCGAAUACUCUCAAGCAUUAGCUGCUUCUGGUGAUCGUAUGGAAGAAAUGUUGGACGCUGCUAAGAAGAUGCAGAAAUAUCACCAAAGUACCAACGGCAUCAGAGCAGCCGAAGCCAUGCGGAAAAGCCAAGAAAAAGUUGCUGAGUUGGAUGCUGGUAUUCAAAAGAAAGACACAGAGUUGAAAGAAAAAGAUGAAUGUAUCAAAAAGCUGGAAGAGCAAUUGCAAAAGUCGGAAGUGGAGAAGAAAGCAGAGCGAGAAAAAACAGAGCAGGUUCAAGUGCAACUUAAAGAAGUUCGGGGACAGUUGAAAAAAAUGGAAAAGAAGUCCAAAAGUGAUGAGACUCGAAUUGCUUCCCUUCAAGCCGAAAAAAUUGAGACUGAUGAUAAGAUAAAGGCGUUCAAAAAAGAAAUCGAAAGUAUUAAGAAAAAAACCGUUGAUGAAAGGGCUAAAGCCAAGAAAGAGAAGGAACGUGAUGCUGAAUUAAUCCGGAGAAAUGAAGCCGACGCUUUGGAAAAAGAAAACGAGCGAGAACGAGAACGAGCAUCUUACGAAGAGAAAAUAUUAGUUGCUAAGAACAAAGAAAUCAAAUGGGAAAAGGAAAGAAAAGCUUUAACUGUGUCCCUCAAUGCCAUGACUGAACGUGUGCGAGCUUCUGAGAUCAGUCAGAUUGAGUUGAUGUUCAGUUAUGGAUCGACCACACUGAACAGAGCAAAAGAUGAUUGUCAUGCCGGUUUAUUUGAAGCAGAGGAAAAUCUGAAGCGGGCCAGAACGCAUGCUGAUAUGGAAACCAUGAAGAAAAGCAUGCAAGAAUGGCGCAGUGCUUCCGACGAAGUUGAUAAGCUUUUGGUAUCUCUGAAGACUGAUUACGAAUCUACGUUGGAACAAGUGACAAAAGGAACUAAAAAUCUCAGUCAAUGUGAAUUCAAGAUUCCAUCACUUCCUACUCUUCCCAAAACCGUUCGCGUACCCCCUGUGCAGAUAGUUCAACCUUCCCUAAUCCCCUCGCCAAGUAUAGCGCCUCCUCCUGCCGGUGUUAUUGGACAGCCUCGUACACCUCAAUUGCCUGGUAAUCGCUUCUCCCCAUCAGUUCACCUACGCGAUGUGCAUUCCCCAACCACGAGUGCAUCGAAUGUUAUGUUCAACAACCCGUCUCCUCCGUCUCAGCGUAAAGGAGCGGGAAGUGCAAUGCGCGUAGAGGAAGGUAACCCAGUGCCCGCUACGUCACCUUGGUCGUGGUCAACACCGUUAGGAAAUCUCUCUGAUAUGAUUCGUCCUGUCGUAGAUCAUCAAAAUCACAGCCACAACAAUCACGAGUUAUGGCCUGGUUCUGAAACUCCAAAUACUGCUCAAAUCCAUCGUCCAAUGUUUGCGCCUCCUGCUGGAUGGACAAAUGCUAGUCCACAAACGAAUUGGCGUCAAAAUCCAUCUAGAUCACCUGGAAUGCCCUUCUACGACAGCUAG
This is a messenger RNA of Auanema sp. JU1783, 3765 nucleotides long. The record is from the annotation of a GenBank genome assembly. Lineage: Eukaryota; Metazoa; Nematoda; Chromadorea; Rhabditida; Rhabditidae.